AUUUUAUGGGAUCUUUGGUCUGAAUCUAGAUUCUUAACUUGAAUCGUGCAUUUCAGUUCAUAUUCAUGUACCCGGUUGGUUAUUUUGUUCGUCUCAUUACUUAUACAUUUUAGAUUAUUUGUAAACAGCAUUUAAAUAGUUUGUUAAGUUUGAUUAAAAUCUACAAAUAUGGCCACCUACAUCUGUAAAAUGAAUCAAUUAAAUUCCAUCGUUGCCGCCAACCUUCGCCGUAAUGGUAUUCGCAGUUUGUCCACAACAACUCAAAAAAGAACUGCAGCUAGUCCGAGUGGCCAAAAUAUUGUAUUGGUCGAUGGUGUGCGGUCACCGUUUUUACUUUCUGGCACAACAUACUCAAAGUUAAUGCCUCAUGAACUGGCUCGCCAUGCCCUUUUGAGUCUAUUGCGGAAAACAAACAUGAGCAAAGAACUUAUCGAUUAUGUGAUCUACGGUUCAGUUAUUCAAGAAGUUAAAACUUCGAAUAUUGCAAGAGAAGCUGCUCUGGCAGCUGGAUUCAGUGAUAAAACACCCGCACAUACUGUGACAAUGGCUUGCAUCAGUUCAAAUGCUGCUAUUACUACUGGUAUGGGACUUAUUGCAACUGGGACUUAUGAUGUUAUUGUUGCUGGUGGUGUUGAAUUUAUGUCGGACGUGCCCAUUCGCCAUAGCCGAAAAAUGCGUGGUCUUAUGCUUAAAGCGAACAAAGCUAAAACCCCCAUGCAAAAGCUUUCACUUCUCGCCUCAAUUCGACCAAACUUCCUUAUUCCAGAGCUUCCAGCUGUUGCUGAGUUUUCUUCUGGAGAAACUAUGGGACACUCAGCUGAUCGUCUUGCCGCUGCAUUCCAAGUGAGUCGCAAGGAACAAGAUGACUAUGCUCUUAGAUCACAUACUUUGGCUAAACAAGCUGAAGAAAAGGGUUACUUCACCGACAUGGUCCCCUUCAAAGUAUCUGGUGUUGAUAAAACAGUUGACAAGGACAAUGGCAUUCGUGUCUCAACAUCAGAGUCCUUGGCUAAAUUGAAGCCAGCUUUUGUAAAGCCACACGGAACAAUUACCGCAGCAAACGCUUCAUUUUUGACCGAUGGAUCAUCUGCUUGUGUAAUCAUGACUGAAGAGAAGGCCAAGCAACUUGGACUUAAGCCAAAGGCAUAUUUGAGAAACUUCUUGUACGUCUCGCAAGAUCCCGUUGAUCAACUUCUUCUCGGACCAGCCUAUGCUAUUCCAAAACUUCUCAAAAAAUCUGGUCUGACUUUGAAGGACAUUGACUCAUGGGAAAUUCAUGAGGCCUUUGCUGGACAAAUUGUUGCCAAUCUCAAAGCUCUCGAUUCAGAUUGGUUCUGCAAAACUUACUUGGGAUUGAAUGAAAAAUACGGAGCUCCAGAUUUGAGUAAAUGGAACAACUGGGGUGGUUCUCUUUCUAUUGGUCAUCCUUUUGCCGCAACAGGAGUUCGUCUUUGCAUGCAUACUGCAAAUCGUUUGGUAAGGGAAGAUGGGAAACUUGGCGUUGUAGCUGCUUGUGCGGCCGGUGGACAGGGUGUUGCUAUGCUUCUCGAAAGAUAUCCUGGUGCAACAGCAGACUGAAAAUAAGAUUUAAUUUUAUAUCUUAAUUAGCAAUAACUACUAUGAAAGUGCUCUUACGAAAUUUAUAUAUAUUUUUUUCCUUGUUCUGUUAAAAUCACACGAAGAGUUAUUAUAGAUUUUUAUAUUACCUUA
Eupeodes corollae is the source of this 1710-nucleotide messenger RNA. It is a transcript of the gene Mtpbeta, whose product is annotated as trifunctional enzyme subunit beta, mitochondrial. Gene Ontology annotation, molecular function: acyltransferase activity, transferring groups other than amino-acyl groups. The record is from RefSeq and is a predicted model, not a curated record. Lineage: Eukaryota; Metazoa; Arthropoda; Insecta; Diptera; Syrphidae. Gene Ontology annotation, biological process: fatty acid beta-oxidation. The coding region runs from base 169 to 1578 and encodes 469 amino acids. The transcript has 9 exons.